Messenger RNA from Pollicipes pollicipes, 2151 nucleotides. RefSeq names its product zinc finger FYVE domain-containing protein 21. The record is from RefSeq and is a predicted model, not a curated record. The coding region runs from base 1 to 759 and encodes 252 amino acids. Gene Ontology annotation, molecular function: metal ion binding. The transcript has 6 exons. Lineage: Eukaryota; Metazoa; Arthropoda; Thecostraca; Pollicipedomorpha; Pollicipedidae.
AUGGCAGAUGGGCUAAGAUCAGAAAAUGAAGUGAGAGGCUCUGGAAACAAAAAGCUCACAAAGUCAAAGUCUGGCCUGCGCAUAAUACCCAUUAACAACACUGAAAGAAGUCCGUUUGAGUUGAAAGAACCAACAUGGUCUCCAGACAAGGAGACCUCCGAGUGCUCCAACAGCAAGUGCGGCCUCAAGUUCGACUUCCUGAAGCGGCGCCACCACUGUCGCCGGUGCGGUCAGAUCUUCUGCGGCCAGUGCUGCCAGGCGCGCGUGAUGCUGCCCCGCAUGUGCUUCGUGGACCCAGUCCGCCAGUGCUUCCGCUGCUCGGACGUCACCACAGCGGAGAACGACUUCUUCAACAGCAGUCUGAAGCUGCUGACGCAGGGCGCCCAGUUUGACGUGACCAGCGGAGAGCAGACGGUGCUGUGCCUGGCCACGGUCAGCGCCGACCACCGCUUCCUGCGGUUCGAGCCGACCUGCGGCGACCCAGUGCCGGAGCGGGUGGAGGUGUCGCGCAUUGUGACCGCCCAGGUGACCCAGUCGACCAUCGAGUACGACUGCUCGGACGAUGGUGACGUGCCCGGCCAGACGCUGCCCGAGUCUGUGUCGGUGACGUACCGGGCAGCGGGCUCGGUGGAGCAGCGAAUGGUCCGACUCACCGCCGGACCGCACGUCAACGACUGGCGCCAGUCGGCCAACUGGAUUGUCGCCCUGCAGAGGGCGCUGCGGCUGGUGUACGAGGGCCGCGAGCCGAGUCAGCACUAGCCGGCGGGCGGCGGGACCAGCUGCGGCGGCGACACGGACGCGGGGGCUCCGGGCGGCCGCGUCGGCCCCCGACGGGAACGGCCUGUUGGGUCACCAGCUGGCUCACCUCCCACCGCGCGCGCGCGUGCGGCCGUCGGAGGCGCUGGAAGGCCGGAGUCACAAUACUGAUACUGGAGUCGCGAUUCUUCCCCGCUCUGAGGUGUGAUGGGCAUCACCAGACCCGUCGUCGGUCUCAGGGUUGGGAGGAUCGGCUGCACCGGCAUGAUAUUGGCGUGUGCUGCACCUGCCCGCUAACCGGCUCUGGACACGGAUCGAGUCGCCGCUCUUUCCGUCCGGUGUCGGCGCCAGUGUGUAACUCUUCCAGUACAACAGCGGCCGUCGUCGGGGCCGCGGGGCUGCGCCCGCCUGCCGUGCUCGGCAGGCGGGGCGCGAGUGACCCCGUUUGAUAAGGUGUGUACGUGCGUCGCUGUAAGCUCUGGAGACGCCUUGUCUCGUCGCCUCUCGCAAGAGGAGUGGCUCAUGAAAGCUAGUUGUUUUCCUUUAGAGAUGAGCAUCCGCGUAUGUAGCCGCACGGACUCCUCUGCGUGUUCGCGUGAGCCCGAACGUCUGCACGUGUAGCCGCGCGGACUCUACUGCGUUUGUCCGCGUGUGUGGCCGCAUGGACCCUACUGCUUCUGUCCGCGUGGGUCCGAACGCACGGUCCAGUCGGCGUGGCGCCUUUCGCUGAUGUCCCGGACUGGAGCUCGCCGUGCCGUGACUCGAUUCGCCGUGCCAUCCGGGAUGGUCUGUCGCUGAUCCCUUACAAGUGUGGCGAGCCCGCUGUUACCGAGUGGGCCGUCGGCGCUGUGCCGCCGCCCCGCGCCUGCGGGCAGGGGCGACCUCUGCGACUCUGCGGGCGGGGGGCGACUCUCGGUGGCCUCUGCGUCCGGCCCCGUUCCGGACGCUGCCGGCUGUGCUGUAGGUCGGGUGCCAGUGGCCGGGCGCGGCCGGUUCGCUGGACGGAGCGGGAAACCGUCUGCGGUGAGGUGGCCGCUGGGUCACGGUGCUGAGGUGGUUUGUGCUCGACCGCAGACCAAGGCGAAGGCCGCGAGGUGAGGCUGUGUGUGAACGUUGACGUUUUAUCCGGGGGACUCGGCGAGAGUCCACACGCGCGGAGCCGCACUUUGAUAACUUUGCUCUCGAGUUGAGCUGGACGAGAGUGAUGCCCUGUGCUUUGAACGGAGCGACGGGCUGCUAUGCAUUUAGAUAUUGUCGAAGCGAUGGAUGCGUAAUCUUAUUUUUACUCAGACUGGUGGUAACAAGGCCAUAUACGUGUUUCCACGCAUGUCGUUUAAACUGCAAAGAAGAACCGAAAACGUGAAUAAUACAUUUUCCAAUAAAGUGUUGGUGAGA